AUGAACAAUUAUGAUUAUACAAGAAACAUUCAAAACAAAUACGUGAUAAAUUUAAGGAAGUUAUUAGGCCAGGGAAGUUAUGCAGAAGUCCAUUUGGGGUAUUACUAUUAAAAUGAGAAGCAAUAAGUUGCCAUUAAGAGUUUUGAUAAGAAAUCAAGAAGACUGAAAGAAGUGUAAAAAUAUAUAAAUCGAGAAAGACAAAACUAGUUGUAAUUAUAAAGUCCUUAUGUCGUAAAAAUGAUAGAUUUUGUUGAGGAUGAGGAUUAUUUUUACUUCAUUUUGGAGUAUUGCGAAUAAGGAAAUCUUUAAAAUAAAAUAAAUACAUCCACACUGACUCAUGAGUAAGUCUUUGACAUUUUCUACUAAAUUGUACAGGGAUACAAAGAAAUUAGAAAUAAAUAAAUUGUCCACAGAGACCUUAAACCUGAAAAUAUUCUAUUUUCAAACGGGAUUGCCAAAAUAGGAGAUUUUGGAUUCUCUAAACUACUAGAUGAACUAGAUUAGAAUAUUCCUUAAUCAAAUCUUGGAACUCCAUUAUACGUAGCACCAGAAGUCAUGGAUGGAAAUUAUUCGUCUAAAGCUGACAUCUGGUCUUUAGGUGUCAUUCUUUAUAAAAUGUUAUAUGGCAAAACACCAUUGGAAAUGUAGCCCAAGAGGAGAUCAUCACUUCAAUGGUAAGUUUAUUAUCCUGAAGCUAUAACAAUUCCUAAAACUUAUUUGAAUUUAUUGUAACGAAUGUUAAUUUAGGAUCCUAAAGAAAGAAUUGAAUGGGAAGAUAUAUUUUAAGUAGUGGAUUAGAUCUUUUAUGAAUAAAAUUUACUGAGAUCUUAAAUAAGACAUAGCACAGAAGUUAGAGAAAUAUCAGCAUUGCUUUAGGAUAACAAUACAAAGGUGAAAAGCAUUUUUAAUUAUUUUUUAUACAUUUCAGAUAUCAUAAAAUUCAUCAGGUAAUUGAUGAAGGAAGUAUAAGAAAUUAGUUAAAUAGUGUCGUUAUCAACAGAGUAAUAAUUAAGUUACUCAGUCAUUACCUAAAAGUACAUGGUAAAUGAAUUGAAAUAUUAUAUUGAUGUUCUCUAAGGAAAGAAUAUGUUCUGGAUUUAAAUACUACCAGCUGAUUUUAAAUUAUUUAAAGAAAGUGAUAAAUAUGAUCAAACAUUACAGAAUUUCUAAUCAAAUUAUCAAUAGAUGAAUGAACCUUACAAUAAAGCCAAAAAGAAUUAUGAAUAGUUCUAAUAAUCUAGCAUCAGAAUGAGUACCGAUCACACAAACUAAAUUUUAACACAAGUAUAGUUUAAAUUGCCUAACAACAUUGUGGCACUAUCAUCAGAUUAGAAUGACUAGGCAUUCGGUUAAGUCUUCAACCAAAUCUAUCAUAAUAUAAUAGAGCACAUUAGAAUGAAAUUGAAUAUUCAGGCUAUUUAGGAUAAAGAUAAAAAGACUCUAAGAAAGAUCCUUAUCAAGUUAUUAUACACUUUGUAGCCUCUCUAAUUUAGCCAUCGAAUUUUCGAGCCAUCAAAAAUUGAAUAAAAGCUUCUCAAUGAAUAAAAUUUAGAAAAUGAGUUUUAAAUUAUCUAUGCAAAAUGUGGCAGUCAGAAAUUAUGA
This is a messenger RNA of Paramecium tetraurelia, 1602 nucleotides long. RefSeq lists its product as uncharacterized. The record is from RefSeq and is a predicted model, not a curated record. The transcript is spliced from 4 exons. Gene Ontology annotation, biological process: protein autophosphorylation; autophagy; autophagosome organization. Gene Ontology annotation, molecular function: ATP binding; protein serine/threonine kinase activity. Gene Ontology annotation, cellular component: cytoplasm; autophagosome. NCBI's taxonomy places the organism in Eukaryota, Ciliophora, Oligohymenophorea, Peniculida, Parameciidae.